Nylanderia fulva is the source of this 1548-nucleotide messenger RNA. RefSeq lists its product as uncharacterized. The record is from RefSeq and is a predicted model, not a curated record. Lineage: Eukaryota; Metazoa; Arthropoda; Insecta; Hymenoptera; Formicidae.
GCGCAUGUGCGACUCAGUCUCGCGCGCAUUCUGUCCAGCCAUCGCGCCCAUCGCGUGUCGCGUGUGCAUCAAGAAUCAAGAGCCGUACGUAUAUUGUUCAGUGAGCAAGUCUGAAUGUGUUUCUGUCCCGUUUUGUUCUGAUUUCCUCUUUGGGAGGCUAAGACUGCAUAGGAAUCUGCUACCACACCACUGUUUUGGUCAAUAUAAACAGGCUUUGAGCUUGCCAGUGUUAAUAAUCUCGAAGGAAGAAGGAAGGAAAAAAUAUGGAAUGGUGUAUUUGCCAUUUUCAAAUAGAUGACUCUGUAGAAGUUGUCCCAAAUAAUUGGAUAACUGGUAAAAAUCUAUGUGUGUGGCCAUUAACAACAAAACCAUCUAAACUAUUAGAGCUCAUUAAAAGAAAAGAGAUUCCUAAAGAUGAUUGGAAAACAAUGAAUAUCAAAAUUUUAGGACGAUAUAACGAUUAUAAAAUUGCUCAAAGAAAAUGCAAAACUGCAUUGGAUAGAGAUAAUCUCUCAUCAUUAUCUGAAUCUGCUGAAUAUGGAAAAGGAUGUCGUGUACCGAAACGUAAAAGACAGUACAGUGAUACAUACACAGAUACCGAUACGGAAAGCGAUGAGUGUGGCGAAAAGGAUUUGUCCAUUAAUUUUCCGACAUAUAAAGCAGAUAAGACUGGUAUUUCAUCAAAUUCGAACAAUAAUGUUGGCCAAGUCAGUGAGAGCAAUAAAAAGCAAAAUUCAGACAAUAUUUUAACUGAGAUCCGUACUAAUAAAUCGAAUAAUAAUGUUUACCAAAUCGGCGAAAGUAAGAAGCAAAAUUCUGAUAAUAUUUUAGCUGAGAUCCAUACUAAUUUUAAAAAACACGCAAUUGAAAUGAAAGAAUUUCAACGCCAAGUUCUACGACACUUACAUAGCAUUAAUGGCCGCAUGGGAGAAUUAAAUGAGCACGUAGAAUCAUUAAAACAAUCUAAUUUUCUCGUUGAUCAAGAAAAUACUAAUCAAAAUAUUAUAAAUGAAGUAUCAUUACAAUGCAUAGAAAAUUUGCCAGUAAAAUCAAAAAUGGAGCUUCAAGAAAUUGAGAGAACUUUACAAGAUAAAGGAAUAUUCCAUGAUGUGGCUGCAGAAUUGUCGAAAAUGGGCGGUAGUAAUUUACGAAUUAUUGUCAAGAAAUUGAUGUGCCGAAUUUUAACACCGGAAAUUGGAAGAGAAUACAGCUGGGAGGGGCACAAGGGGAACCUAAUUUUUAAGGAUUUACUUCUGGCAAAAUUAGUCCUUAAAUCCGUAAGACUUACUACACGGAAAAGUCCUGUAAUUAUAACAGAUGAUGAAAUUAUAAACAUCGUUAAAACUUGGUUGGUAAAAGCCAAAUUAAAAACAAAACCAACACAGCAAAAUGAAGCCAAUCGUUCGUGUAAUAGCGAACAUUAAAAAUGUUAAAAGUUUCUUGAAGAACUACUACUCUAAAGUACAAAUUUAAUAACCGUGAUAGUUUUUGUGCAAAAAACAAGUAUAAUUUAUUUUAUGUUUUUAAAUAUAAUGUACUUCAGUAAGA